AGUAACGCAAAGUCUGGACACGUUGCGAUGGCCGAAGUUGUUGGUUUUGCGGCAACUGUGCUCCAGAUCACCACGGCGUGCUUGUCGACCGUGAACACACUCGAAAAGCUACGGCUCAAGUACAGGAAUUCGGCCAACGCCAUAAAAUCUCUCUAUUCAGAGUCCUCGGCUUUACGAGGUUCAUUAAUGCAGCUGAGCUAUCUUGUCGAGCAGAAAGAUGGAAGCCUCAUGCUAGCGUUGGAGUCAAAAGUCGAAUUCAGAGACGCACUCCAGACCGCGUUAUCUGGCUGUAGAACCGUAUUCACCUUACUGCAGCAGAAGUUGGAUGAUAUUGUGCUGAAGAGUGGACAAUACAACAACUUCUUGGGCCUGAAGAAGAGGGCCAGUUUCCUGUGGAGCGAGAAGCUUCUCCGAGGGUACGCGGCGCAGAUACACGGCCACCAAGAAGCACUGACGCUGUUGCUUCAGGUAAUCCAUAUGCACUCCUUGAGCGAUCUGAACCAGCUGCUACAGGAAACGAAAUCCAUUCUGGCAAAAACGGCACAGGACCAGAUCACAUUGCAAAGUUCGCCUUCAAGGCAGACGUUCGAGGCCUCAGAUGCGGAGACGAAUCUUGAAGGCUCUGCUACCGACUGUGAUUGUUCGAAGAACAUCGACAUCAUUUCCACCAAUGGUGAUUCCAGUUCGCAACCGCGUUAUGCUGAGAUAGAACAAGCAUCUCUCGCGGAUAGUAAAUCGGCCGUCAGACUGUCCAUGGAAAAGUCUGUCUCGGCGCUCGACGGCUUGAAAUUGCAGGAAACGGGACAACGUCUGGAGCCACUGGCUCCCAAAAGCCCAGCCUGCAGCCACGAAACAUUAAAAAAGAGAGACUCGGCUCAAUCCUCAAACUACACGUCGCCAUUGACGGCGAGCAGACGCGAAAAUGAGGCAUGCACACCAUCGAGUCGCUCGAAACACUCGCGCCAGCAGUCUAAAGUAUUCUCACCUCUUGCCUCGGAAUUCAGUGAGGUUGACGGCAGGAAAUCGAUGGCGGAAUCGCCAACAGCACGAUUCGAACGCAGCCCCUCGAUGCAAUCUAGCUAUCCGGAAGUUGUCUCGAAGUUUGCGACGAAGGAUCCGUUUCCAAAGGUCCAAAAUCCGCCGCAAUACUUGCCAGCGCUGGCAGAAGACCAACAGAAUGACCUUUUGAGAAGAAGGUACACGAUCGUCACAUCCGAGGACCAAUUGCUGUGGGCGGAGGAGGCGCUGCAUUUUGUCGCUAUUACGGCCAGACAACGCGUGAGGAUAUCGAGAACUCAGACGACGCCGGAAAAGGCUGGCGAGAAAGAGCUCGAACUGCAGAGACAGGCCUGGGAACUGGUGAAGCUUCAUUUGCCGAACGGGGACUCAAAGGCUUUGUUUUUACAGGCCUCCUAUCAGGUCGCGGACCUAGUCAAGACGCUUGAGCUAUUCCAAAGAAGCCUGGGCCACGGAUACACAAGGUCGGCAUUCUACAUCGCCAACAUGCUCGAGGCAAACCCGCUCGUGAAAAGGAGUACAAUUCUGGAUUACUACAUGGAAGGGGCGGCAGCUAACGAUACAGCCUGCAACUAUCGUUUAGCAGAGGCAUAUCUCAAGGGUGAGCUCGGGCUGAGGAAAGAAGCGAAGGACGCUAUCUGGCACCUUCGCAAGGCCGUGGAGCUGGCAGACAGAGACUUUCCCCAGUCACUCUUCCUUCUGGGCCUGCUGCAAACAGAGAGCUAUCGACGGGGCGUCAAGAUACGAGAGUCGGUCCUUCCCGUGGAUGAAAUCGCUGCCCGAGAGAACUUCAAGCGAGGCGCCCUGCUCGGCUGCUCCAAAUGCCAGCUCCACCUCGCGCACGCGUUCAGACUCGGGCGUCAGGGCCUGGAGAAAAGCCCCGUGCUUGCCCUGCACUACUUCCAACUUGCUGCGCGGCAGGGCGAACCGGAAGCGGACUACCAGAUCUCGACCUACUUCGGAUGGGGCGAACCCGGCGUCGUGGACGUGCAUCCGCACUUGGCCUUCACGUACGCGAGGCGGGCGGCUGAGGACGCUUACCCGCCCGCUCUUGCCCAGGUCGCGUACUUCUACGAGAAGGGUGUCGGAGUUCGACAGAGCAAGGAGAAGGCCAAGGAAUGGUACUUAAUGGCCAUCGCAAGAGGCGACAAAGUCGCUGAGAAAAGAUUGGACGCGCUAAGAAACAGAGGUACGUUUGGGACGGCUAGGUAA
Verruconis gallopava is the source of this 2229-nucleotide messenger RNA. RefSeq lists its product as uncharacterized. Gene Ontology annotation, molecular function: protein binding. The coding region runs from base 28 to 2229 and encodes 733 amino acids. The transcript is spliced from 3 exons. The record is from RefSeq and is a predicted model, not a curated record. Lineage: Eukaryota; Fungi; Ascomycota; Dothideomycetes; Venturiales; Sympoventuriaceae.